AUGGGUAAUAGAAGUAUACAACUAUCAUCAAACGAUAAUAAAAAUGAAAAUAAUAAAGGCGAAUUAAACUCGAAAUUCGCUAGAGGAAAUAAGCUAAAUGCAGAUAAUGACUCACUGCUACAAUUAAGACAGAGUAUAUUCAAUAAUGAUUCCGCACUGAUUUUAAAUCAAAAUGAAAAUAUUUACAAGCAUUAUUAUUAUCGCCCAGGCUUGAAGGUGGAUAGAAUCAUUUCAAGACAAGAUGAUAAUAAUAAUAAGCAUCAAAACGGAAAUUUAUCAAAUUCACAAGAAAUACACCAAAGUAGAACGAUGGCUAAACACGUUAAGAGAGCUACAACAACCAAAGAGUACAAAUCUAUGAAUAAUUCACCAGAGUGUAUUGAUGAUUCCUUCAAUUCUAAAUUAACCCCAGAGUGUGUCUUUUCAAAAGAUUUUAAUAAAACUGCUGAAGGUACAGACAUAUCAGCGAAUAAAGUGGAUGUUUUUAAAAACAGAUUAAAAUUAAGCGAAGGUGAUCUUCGGCAAUCAGAUCCGAUAAUAACACAGUUUGAAUUUAAACCAAAUACCAAUAGUUUACUACAAUCGAAUAAUCAACCUGACCAAUGUAAGCAUGACCUUCUCAAUCAAAUAGAAGUGCAUACUACUACAACAACAUCUGUAUCUGACAAUAGCAAUAAUAAUCAGCAUAACACAAUGAUAUCCAGCAUUGAACAUUUAACGAGUUCAACAUGGAAGACAACAAGUGAUGAAGCAUCCAAAGGUAGAUUUAACAAGUCGAAAUGGAUCUGUGAUGAAGAGGAAUUAGCUAAAUCUAAUAAUGUAAAUUUAGAUUUUAUUUAUGAAAAUUUACAAAAAGAAUUUUCAAUACUUAGCCAAAAACAUAAAGAACUUUUAGAUAUGUACAAUAACUCCCUUGACAACUAUAAGAAAUUAAAAGGUGAUAUUGAAAAUGUCCAAUCCUCAGGAUUAAAAUUAGAAGAAGCAAAUGGUAAGUUUAUUACAGAAUCUGUGAAACAUAAGUACUUGCAAAUGGAAAUAAAACAGCUGGACAGUGAAAUUCAUCGUCAUAAAUCAAUUCUAAACACAAAAGAAUUAGAAAAAUUACAACUAUUCAAAGAAUUAGAACGUAUCAGGCAUCAGAAGUCGAUUUAUCAACGUCAGUAUCAGCUGGCUGUUCUAGAGUCAAAUAUAACCGUUCAACAACUACACGAAAUGUCAACAGCAUACUCUCUCAUAGAAAUGAGCGAGAAAAGUAAUCAAGUAGAGCUCCAAAAGAGGUUAAAUAAUGUGCAGUUAUCUGAAGGUCGUUUCAAUGUUGUUUUGUUGCUAAAAACAACUGUGCACGAAUCAUGUAUUCAAUGCCUUUCUGAUACAGAAAUACUUUUUCAACCUCCACUGCACCAAGAGACAGGAGACAAAACAUCGAACAACACUGCCGGUAGUAAACCAGUUAUUUGUCAUUUGUCUAAGGUGAUCUCGUCUGGUUUAUGCAACCCGUUGGAGUUAUAUAGCAAGUAUAAAUCUUUGCUCGACCUAGUACCAAAUGGUUUAAAAAAGUGCUUCAUUUCAGUUGGACCAUAUAAUACGGGUAAAACCAGCACACUAUUUGGUAAUGCUGAACUUUUUACCAAGGACACUGAAUUUAAGGAUACACCUAACAUUAGCCAUUUAUUACAUUGUACAAAAUUUGCUAAAAAUUAUGGUUUCCUUGGUUUAUCUUUAGUACGCUUAUUACAAAAUAUUCAAUUUUCAAAUUAUACAUCUGACAGUGAUUUUGAUGAAGAUAACUGUGUUACUGGCAAUAAUAUUCAUAAAGAAUUUCAAAACACUGAACAUUCAAUGAAUAAGUAUCGAAAAGUCAUUCACAUAUCUAUUGUAGAGAUACCAAUAGCAAGUAGUGACAGCGAAAUAGACGGUAUCAUAAAUCAACCAAUCAAAUUGCAAAACGAUAAUACCGCGAAAAGUAUUUCAAAUAAUGAAUUCACUUUCAUGCAUCAUUUAAAACAAUAUUCAGUUAAAAGUAUGCAUGACAUUUUGAGUUUGUUGACGAUAAUAAGAAAGCGUAGACAUCAAAUGAAAUCAAACGCAUUCCACAGGUUAGUUAUCAUACGUGUCGGUAAUGACUGUUAUAAUCCUAACUUAACAGAGAAGUUAGAAAAGUGUAAUAACGGCUUUCUAGUAUUUCUUGAUACAAUCGGUUUGAAAGAAUGCAAUAGUGCAUGUCAAUAUGAACCCGCUGAUGAAAGUAUUGAAACAUUAAACAUAAUAAGAACAUGGAAGGAUAUUGCAUCUGUAGCACAAUUAUUCCAUAAAGAAUAUUCACCAAGUAGAAAUUGUUCUACUCGUGUAUCAUGGUGGCUAGAGCCUUUUUUAAAUGAGAAAUAUAGCAAUAAGUUGGACGGGGAUGUAAAAUCUAAAGUAUCAUUAUGUACAUUGCUGAUACAUUUACCAUGCGAUAAAUCCUAUUCCAAAAUAUCUAUGCAGUGCUUAAAAUUUGGUAUAUGGGUGCUGAAAUUAAAUCAGAGAAAUCAUAGCAGAAAUGAUUCUAAUUCAUAUGAUAAUACUAAUGCUGGAAAGAAAAUCUCAUUGACAACGAAAUCAGCAUCACCACCGUCAUAUCAAAAGUGUGUAUGGAAAAUUGGUACUGUAGGUUAUGAAAAACCAAAACCUGAAUACAUUUUAAUCAAUUGUCAUAAUAAAAGUUAUUUAUCAAAUAAAAGUUCUGGGGAUAAUUGUAAUGCUAGUAAAUAUCGACGUAAUUCAUUUAAACAACAAAAUAAUUUGUUAGAUGAAGAAUGUAAGCGAAACAUAUUAAGGAAUUCAACAGGAAAUAUACGAAGAAAUUUAUCGAUAAGUUGA
Messenger RNA from Trichobilharzia szidati, 2859 nucleotides. The record is from the annotation of a GenBank genome assembly. NCBI's taxonomy places the organism in Eukaryota, Metazoa, Platyhelminthes, Trematoda, Strigeidida, Schistosomatidae.